Camelus dromedarius (Arabian camel) is the source of this 6983-nucleotide messenger RNA. It is a transcript of the gene CCDC180, whose product is annotated as coiled-coil domain containing 180. The record is from RefSeq and is a predicted model, not a curated record. Bases 2050 to 6942 code for a protein of 1630 amino acids. The transcript is spliced from 38 exons. Lineage: Eukaryota; Metazoa; Chordata; Mammalia; Artiodactyla; Camelidae.
CUGCUCACAGGAGGGCUGAAGCUCUCAUGACAGGAGGUUUGCCAGGUGCUGAGAGCCUAGGACCCUUAGUGGCCCUCAGGUCCCACUCUCCUCACCUUCUGAGAACACCAGGCUCCUCCUAAUCACCAUUCUGGGUCUGCUUUUGGCAAAUUAUAGCGUAUGUGGUCCCUGGCUUUUUUCCACCCCCAAAUCAAGCCCUUUCAGGCUCCUGGUCACUUCUAACGGAGGAUUUGAGGCACUGUGGCAACAAGAGGCAGGGCUGGAGGAGGAAGGUCCCUCCUCUCUUGGUUUGGAGGCCUCCUGCUGAAAGGGGUGAGCCCCCUCCUCUCUGACCCUGGAGCCCCUCUGCCACAGGCACACUCGCCUUCUGCUGCUGCUGCCUUUUCUGGGCUCUCUAGGGGAUCAUCUCCAGGUCCCCCUCCUGCCAGGCUCAGGGACAGGGUCAGUGAAGUCAUACUCCCCUCAGCCUAUUUCCCCCAGAACCCCUAACCACUGAUCCCAGACAUCUGACCUGAGUCUUUUGGUACCAGUGCUACUCUGUCCUCCAGUGUGCUCUGAUGCUAGAACAGUCCAGCUCCCAUACCCACUGGUGUGCGGCCUUGGGCCUGCAGCCUGGCCUCCCUGAGCCUGUUCCUUAUCUGGAAAGUGUAGGGAUAACUUCAUCUACCUCACAGGUCUCCUCAGGAUGCAGUGUCAUAUAACUAUCACUGCUCACUCCACCAGCACAUUCCUUCCCUCCCUGGAAACUCAUCCCCACCCUGUGAGGCCUGUACCACAGGAUCAUCACCUUACUCUUUCCAGACGAGGAGACAGAGGCCCAAAGAGGGGCAGCGACUCGCUCAGAGGCCCACAGAGGAGAGGCCUCUCCCCUUCCAGCCACAGGCCCUGUGCCAGCUGCCUUUGCCUCACCCAGCCCCACCACUGACCAGAGUCCCGUGGGCUGGAUUUGGUAGGGUCUGCAGACCUGGUAAGGGCCUUCUGAGCAGGAGAGCGGGUAGAUUAGAGCUAUAUUUUUAGUAGGAUUAUGUGGCACUGUGGGUUGGAUGAAUGUAACUCAAAGAAUCAUACAAAUUAGCCUUUUUAUUAUAAUUCCAUUCAAGCCUCAGAACCUGGAUUCUGAGCCCUGCAACUUCUUUUAAUCUGAGAAAGAGACGGUCUCUUUUAGAGAUGCUUUCUCCUUCAUAUUUACAGCCAAGCACUACUCAAUGCUACUUUUUGCAGAGGAUGGUUUUAACAAGACAAAGAAGAUAGGAUGGUUUUUCUUGACCACAGUGGCUCAGAGCUUUAUCUCCUUUCUCCUACUGGUUUUCAAAACAUUCAUUGUGCUGCUCUGGACGUUCCUACCAGCCCUGGGGUGUCCCCUGCACCAAGGGGAAACUGUCCUGGAGUUUCACUACUCCACUGGGGGCGGGGCGUAGGAGAAGGGGCGGCUCCCGUUGCUAAGGGAAACCCCGCCUCCUCCUCGGAAAGGAAGUGAGGGCGGGGCCAGCGGAGUUCCCUCCCCUCUGCGUUGCCUUGGGGACCAAGUGUGUGCUGUUGCAGUUGGGGCUGGAGGAGCCCGGGCUGACUUGAGUGGUGCUUUCUGCAGGUAGGGGUGCGGCAGGGCCUUGGGAGCAGGGUUUCCCACCACUUGGAAGGGUUUAGAGGGCUUGUCCUGAGACUGCCGCCACCCUCGCUCCUUAGUGGGCUUGGGGGGCUGGCGUGAGAGAAGCCUGCUGGGUUUCUCAGCAUUCAGUGGGUGCCUAAUUAGCGUAACCAAGAGCUGGUUGCUCGCUCCCUCCCUCCCUCCUUCCACUUCCCCCUACCCAGGUGUCCACCGUUGGGAGCAGAGGGGGUCCUUGAACCGCGUUCAGCGCCAGUUUGGGGGUUCAAGGACGAACUGAAAUCCCAGCUGACACCUUGGGUACGUUGACUUUUUCUAGAAGAGCUUGAAGAGCGAAGCACAAAAACAGUAACUGUUAUUCUUCACCCCCUUGAAAUCAAUCUCAGAUUUGCUCCUGGCCCAGCUGGGAGAGCGGGCCUCCACACGGUGUCCAGCCAGAGGCCAAGAUGUCCUCAGUGGGGAAGGUGACCCAGAUUCCCUGUGGGAAAGUCUACCAGCAGAUCUUUGAGGCAGAGGUGCAGCUGGUCUGCUCCCUGGCAGCCACCAGGAAACGGGCUGUGGAGCGGUCCAUGACCCCAAAGGAUGGCAGGAAGCCCUUGAUGAAGAAGACGGAUAUUUAUGAAGGAGAGAUGUUAUCUCCUCGGCAGCGGAAAUGGGUGCACAGCCUACCCAAUGACUGGGUCACCGAAAACCCUGUUCUCUACAGAGAAAAGGAAACAGCCAAGAAGGAAAAAGCACGAGAGAGUGAGAACACCAUUGCUGCCCGAGAAGUGCGGGGCCUCACAGACACCAUCGUUCCCGAGAGGAUCAGCACCGUCACCCUUCAAGGGCGAGGAGACUACAAGAGAAAGGGCUAUGAAAGUGCGCUGGCGAGCUUUAAGAAGGAGAUCGCUCAGAUUGGGAUGGAAAUGGAGCCUCUCAUUUUGGAGCCAGGAGUGCUUUUUUUAAAGAAGCUGGCUAACUCUGAUGAAGACAUCAACUGUCUCUUCAAAAAGGUGGAAAACGACAGCAACCUUGAAGACUACACCAUCCAGACCCUGUUGGAACUGCGGAAUCAGGUGGCCGAGAAGUUCCGGCUCCAGAAGCAGGAGAUUAAGGAGCUGGACGAGACGCUGCACUCUCUUGAGUUCUCCCGGGCAGAUAAACUAAAAAGCGUGUUGAAGAAAUAUGUGGAAAUCAUAGAGAAAACUUCCUACCUCAUGCAGCCCGACGUGUACAGGCUGAUAAAUAAAGAAGCCAUGGUCAUAAACCACGCCCUGCUGGGCAACCGGAGGGCCCUCGCCCAGCUGUUUGUCAACCUGAUGGAGGCUGCGCUGCAGCAGGAGCUCGACAGCCACCGGCGCUGGCAGAGCCUGGUCGAUUCCUGGAAGGCCCUCAAGAAGGAGGACCUGGUGCGGGGUUUCAGUGAGUUCAUGGCCAAUGAGAGGAUCCAGGCUCCUCCAGCUGUGAAGAAGGAACUGGAGAGCAUGCUGAAGAACCAGAGCACCCUGCAGCAGAAGCGGCUGGAACAUCUCUGCACCAUCUGUGACCUCCUGCCCCCCAAUUACAGCAAAGCUCAGCUAAUGGAAUGGCGUUCUUCUCUCAACUCCCUGAAUAAGCACCUCGAUGCCUACCAUGUGGACUGCAUGAUGCAGAUCCGCUUGCAGUACGAGAAGACCUGGCAGGAGUGCCUGGCCCAAGUGCAGAAGUGUAAGCAGCAGCUGCUGGACUGGAAAGCCUUCACAGAGGAGGAGGCCGAGGGCCUGGUGAGCCCGUCCUUCUUCCAGUUGGUGGGAAGUCUCCAGAGCAAGGUGGAGGAGGAGCUGGAGGUCUUGGACAAAUCCUUUGAGGCCGUGGCAAAGCAGGCAGAGUGGCAGAGCUCAAACCUCUUCAGCUACUUCCAGGAGGCUGUGCAGCUGUGGGAGGCACAUCAGGGCAUGCUGUUGAUGCAGGAGCUGGAGCUCGAGAAGAAGAUGGAGCAGCAGAGGCAGAAGCACAGCCAGGAGAACCAGGCCCAGGAGGCUCACCUCGACAAGCUCUUGGACCAACUGAGGCAGCAAAGCAAUGAGGAUACCCUGAAGUUUCACCUGGAAAAGGCCAAAGAUCUUCUGAAGAAUAUGAAAUACAGGUAUGAGAGUUUCCAUGGCCUCCUGAUGAAGGAAGUGAUGGAGUACCCAGCGGUCAUACUGAAGGAACUCAACUCCUACAGCUCCGCCCUCAGCCGACACUUCUGCGUCCGUGAGAUCUUUGAACAGAACUUGGAUGGGGAAGUCUUUUUCCAAUUGAGGGAACCAGAACCACAUGCAAAGGACUUCCAGGAGAGAAUGAGAAAACUGAGGGGGAAACAGAGAGCUAAAGCAGACGGGAGCAAAGGUGAGGAAAGCGUAAGUAGGGGGACGAGUUCCCUGAGGCCAGCAGAAGAGACAGAAGAAGAUCAAGAAACUGAGUCCUCCACAACUCAAGAUGUGGUAGUGAGCCCACAGGAAAAGUCUGUCCUGAGUGAAGAGUUGGAGGAAUCCAGGGAGGACUCUAUUCCAGGAUUAGAAGAAAUGCAGGUUGAAAAAGACAGCUCCUUAAAACCAGCCCUGAGCCAGGAAAAUGUGAUGGUUCAAGAAGAAGGGAAAGAGGAGGAAGAGGAGCAAGAGGAGCAAGAGAAGAAGAAGGAAAAGGUGGAGGAGAGAGAGGAGGAGGAGGUGAAUGAACAGGAAGAGGAGCAAGAGAAGGAGGAGGAGGAGGAGGAAGAAGAGGAGGAAAAGGAAGACUACGAGAGUUCACCUGUGGAUGAGGUCAAAGCCCAGGAAGAGAGUCUACAGGACAUGGAGUCCUUCACAACCUCCAGUGGGAAUACUUACUUUGUCUUCCUACCCCUGGAACAAGAAGACAGUAGCAAGAGACCCCAUUCCAGCCUUUCUGCCAUUCUCUUCAGUGACGCUUCCAGUGCCGAAGCCCUAGAACAAGUGGUCAUUCCGUCCAGACUAGUUUUAGAAAUUAAGAAACAGCUUCGAACUGGCUUCUUUGAACACUUAGAAAAGUGGUUUGACCAAUGUGCUGUCAACACCCGGGUCAUCGUGGCCACCAAGAUUGAUGAGCUGGAUUCAGAACUGGAGCUGCGUUUGCACCUGCACCAGCCAAGAGCCCAGCAGAUUGAAAAGGACAUCCACAACGUCAGAGCAGCUGAGCUCUUGCUUCAUAAAGAGCGACUGGACACCCACUGUGCGGGGGUGAUGGAGAUGCUGAGGAAGGAGAGGGUGAUGUUCUGCCAGUUCCAAGAAGAGCAGAACACGAGGAGGAAAAACUUCCGCCACAAGAUUCGUGACAUGGAGCAUAUCUUCUUGAACGCCACAAAGAGCCAGAAGCUCGUCGCACUCAGCAGCACCCUGCACCAGGAGCUGCUCAGCUACGUUGACGUCAUCCAGUUGUCCCUGCGCAGCUUCCGCCAGUAUCUGGAGGAGAGCCUGGGCAAGCUUCGCUACAGCAACAUUGAGUUUAUCAAGCACUGCAGGUUGUUUUCAGAGGGAGGCAACUUUUCUUCUGAGGAAAUCAAGUCACUGUGUCAUCGACUGGAGAAGGAAGCUGCCCGGAUAGAGUUUGUUGAAAGUUUAAUCAUGAUCAACAUGGAAAAGAUGGAGAGCGAAUACCUGGACCAGGCUAAUGAGGUCAUCAACAAGUUUGAAAGUAAAUUCCACAACCUGACUGUGGACCUUAUUUUCAUAGAGAAAAUCCAGCGGUUGCUGACCAAUCUGCAAGUGAACAUCAAGUGUGAGGUGGCAAAAUCUAACUUGCAAACAGAUGGAUUAAAUUCUUCUCUGGAACAGCUUCAAAGCAAGAUUCAAAUGUGCCGAAUCUCAAAGGGAGAUAAAACAAUGGUAACCACAGAAGACCUCCUUGGCCUUGUUGGAACUUGGAAGGAAAAAUUGAGCCAGCGGAUUCAGUACCUCAACUGCAAGCUGGACCUGGUGUCCGUGACUCAGAUGGUCUUUACUGACAUCUUGACCAACCUAGAGGUAGAGAGUGACAUCCUGGUGUCUUCAGAAGCCCAUGAAGAAGAGGCCAAGGUUGAUGCGGUCAACCCUGAGUCCUUCACCCAGCCAAGCCGCAUGGGGAAGUCCAUGAUUGAGGACCCAGCUGUGGAGGUGGUCAAGAGGCUCCUACAAUUUCCUGACUCAAGAUGUUUAACCCAGCAUUGUGACAAAGAUCGGUCCCAGACAGCCUUGAGGAGACACCGGAACUGGGGAGAAUGCUCCGUGAAGAAGGACGUGUCCAUCGCCAGUGCUGUGUCAGCAGCGAGCGUCUCACGGUACUCCAAGCCCAACCGACUGGACAGAAAGUACCAGGUGCUCGGGGACAAGCCACCUCCUCCGGCUGAGGAUUUUAAAGGCAUCAUCCUGAGCCUCCUCUGGGAGAGCAACGAGCACCUGCUGAACGUCGUGGAGGACUUUUACCGCAAAGAGAAGCGCCCAGUUGCCAGGCCUGACUUCAUGUUCGAUACUUUCGACCAGUGCGCAGAGAACAUUGGCAGGAAGAUCCUGGAGUACCACAGCCAGGCAGAGGAGUACCACAACUCCUGUCUCAUAGAAUUACGGGCCCAGAUGAGAAGAUUUGAGGAGCUGCUGCCCCAGGUGUGUUGGCAGGUGAUGGAGAAUUUCAAGGAGCACCACUGGAAAAAAUGUUGUGCCUCCACCGAAGAGAUCCGGGGACAGUUCCGCAAGUAUCAGGAACAGCUGGAGAAAAGGAAGGAUGAAAAUGCCCAGAAGCUCCAUCCAAAUCUUGGACACCCCGCACAUUUCCAAGAAAUGAAGUCUCUAUGUCAAGUGGAAGAGAAAAGGCAGAAAGAGUUGGAUGCUUUGACUGCGGCAACCAAGGAGAAGCUGGAGGAAUUCACCAGGAGGUACGGCCGACUUUUCAUAGCCAGCUUGGCCACCUUCACCGAGAAGUUCCUGCUGCAGCUGGAUGAGGUGGUCACCAUUGACGAUGUCAAGGUUGCAAAGAUGGAGCCCCCCAAACAGAAAACAUCGAUCCUAAUACGGAGGAAGCUCGCUGGGCUCUCCCUGGAGGAAAAGAGUGAGAAGCCCCUGAUUGAACGGGGGAGCAGGAAAUGGCCGGGAAUCAAACCCACUGAAGUCACUAUCCAAAACAAGAUUCUCCUCAAGAAAACAUCAUCGAUCACGACCACCAAAACCACGCUGGGCCACCUGGCGUCCGUGGAAGCCCGAGAUGCUGUCUACCUGAAAUAUUUAGCAUUAUUUGAAGAGGAGCUGAAGAAGAUCGAAGAUGACAACACAUUGCAGGUGAGGGAGGCUCAGUGUUGGAAGGACAGCUGGAAGCGCUCCGUGCGCACCGUCCAUGGCCUGUACUUGUGACACCCUCAACCCUCCCCAAAUAAAGGCUUAUUUUGUGUGGA